GUUAUUUGUUUUUUAAGUCGGAGACGUGCGGUUCGGUAGUCGCGGAUGUGGGAUUAACUUAAUAAACAAAAUAAUAAAUAAACAAAUAAAAUUAAUGAAUGAACAAGUUUUUCCAAUGACAUAUUAAAUGUAUUAAUAAAAAAAUAAAAAGAGAGCAACAAAUUGUGAGAAAAUCAAAGAAUAGGAAACGCAUUCAAAAUUGCGUUUCAAUUUGUGAUUGCUUCGUUUUGUGAAUUCUGAAGGAUGAAUUUGAUUUGUGCAUUGCUUACUUAAGAUUACAACAACAACAACAAAACAAAAAUAAUAUUUGCAUUUAAUUAUCAGUGCUGUGAAAAUUAUCUUGUCGUGACUAAGCAACACCUAAAGAAAGAAACAACAAACCAACCGCAAAGGCAAUUGUGCGUGUGUGCUUUUUUCUCUGUGCGUGUUUUUAAACAGCAACAGCUGGGCCGGUAUUUAGGCGCGCACACUUAUCAGCUCGGACUGCCAUCACCCACCUAACAGCAAUACCCCCAAACAACCAAUCAACCAGUCUUCGCCACAGACUUGAACAACAUGGGUCAGUUAGUCGUGAAAUUAGCUCAACCGGUAAGCAAUGUUGCCGAUAUAUUGGGUGGUCGUCGCAAACGUAAACGCAGCAUUGAUUCACUUCAAACAAACAGCGAAGAGUCCAACAGCGAAUCACAGUCCCCCAAAAAAAAGAAACUUUUGACCACAACGCAAUACAUCUAUCAGGCCCUGUUUAAGGAACAAAAGAACUCCGACAUAGCCAUUAUGGCAUUGGGUAAAGUAUGGAAUCUGCACAAAGUCUAUUUGUCGCAAAGUCCAUACUUCUAUAGCAUGUUUAAUGGUUCGUGGAAGGAAUCGUGUCAGGAUUUCGUGCAUAUUAAAAUUUUGGACGAGCGAAUAACGUUGGAUGCUUUGGAUGCUGUUUUUGGUUCCAUGUACUCCGAUGAAAUUGAAAUCGAUGCCAAGGGUGUCAUAUCUGUGCUAGCGACUGCCACACUUUUCCACUUGGAUGGCAUCAUUGACAAAUGUGCUGAGGUUAUGAUUGAAUCAAUAAAUGCUGAAACUGCCAUAAAUUACUAUGAAGCUGCCUGUCAAUAUGGCUGUCAAAAUGUCAAGAAAUCUGCCUUUGUAUGGCUGGAGAUCAAUCUCCUGUGUAUAUAUACAAAAUAUCCGAAUUUAUUACGUCAAAUUAGUAUUGAACUAAUGACAGCAUUGAUAUCUAGUCCAGAUCUAUAUGUUAUGCAGACAGAAUAUUCGCUGUAUACGCUACUGCGUAAUUGGAUUUACUUACGUUUACAUCCAAAUUAUGAUCCCGAAAAUCCUCAACAUCAGGCCCAACAGUUGGAGGAAUUAAAAUUACAGCAGCAAUCAAAUGAAUCGAAUAACACCUCAUCUUCCUCGUCACUAUCCAAUUCACCCUCGGAUCGGGCGCCCGUAACCUCAAAUGAUAUUGUACAAAACUUUUUCACCAGCCGUCGAGAAAAACGUUCAUUCCUCUCGACGCCGGAUGGUCAACAAUUUCUAAAACCUUUCCUAGCACUGCGCACACAAUAUCUUACCAAUCAUCAUAUGGAUUUGAAAAUUGUACUUAACGACAAUAUUAUACCCAAAGAAUGGCUUCACAAUCAUGUGCUGAGUAAUUGGAAUUCCAUACUCAAGGUGGAUCAUUUGCCAGAAGAGGGUCCCAAAGAUCUCAAUCCAGAUGAAUUCUUUAAAAACUGUAUGCGUUGUGGACGGAUUCUACUGGAGCCGGGCUAUCAAAAAUGGCGUUGGACGGGAUUUAAUUUUGGACUGGAUCUUAUACUCAUUGCCGACUCUCGUAUACUUAGCAUACGUAGGCAUCAUCGUAAUGAACAUGAACGCCUGUUGAGUUUACAAACUAAGCGGCAGUUUAUGAUCAGAGCUUCCGUAACAUCCAUUAACAAUCAACGCCAACCUGUCUACACACAAAAAUCCGACAUUACCUCAUUGUGUUUGGAGAAAAACGAAGAAGUCACACUUAUGGUGAUGGAUGCCAAAUUGGUGCAUCCUUUGCUGAUCUCAGUCAAUGUUCUGGUUGUACCACCAGCACCACAAACGUUCAAAGAAAAUCUAUUAAUCUGUGAUGAAUUUGCCAAUGCUUCGGUACCCAUAUCGGAAAUAGGAGCAAAUUGUGAAAGAUCCAGCACACCCACCAGCAGUGGUAUGUUGGAUGAGGGCAAUGCGGUGUGUUUGGUACCACCGUCACCACCAAAUGCUGGCCCUCUGCAUUUAUCCUCAUCAAUGGCAACUAGUCAUCGUUCAGCUUCGGCGACCUCAACAUCAUCAUCAACUGCCUCAAGUUCUUCAUUUUCGUCUACAGAUUUUCUGUAGAACUCUAGAGAGUAUUACUGCUAAGGAGGACGGGGAAAGAGAAUGCUGCAAUCUGUCUUUGUUUUUUUACUUAGAAACUACAAAAAACCGGUGCUUUGUAUUGAGAAAAUGAAUACAAAAAAGAAGCGUAAAUC
This is a messenger RNA of Musca domestica (house fly), 2495 nucleotides long. RefSeq names its product protein germ cell-less. Gene Ontology annotation, biological process: germ cell development. Gene Ontology annotation, molecular function: protein binding. The transcript has 6 exons. The record is from RefSeq and is a predicted model, not a curated record. Lineage: Eukaryota; Metazoa; Arthropoda; Insecta; Diptera; Muscidae. Bases 556 to 2361 code for a protein of 601 amino acids.